AUUAUUUUUAACCUUAACGUGAUAAAUGAAAUGAACUCAUGUUCAUGAUGACGUAGCUUCAACCUACCUCGCAAUUUUUCAGAGAAUUUGUUUUUUUGAACUUUUAUUAAGAUAAAAUAUUCAAGUUCUUUUAUUUCACGCAUUCUGUACCGAUAAAGAGAUUUUGCCUUUCUGUUACCGUAAAAGAUAACGCUACCCUAGUGAUCAUACAUUACUAAUUCGCGCUUCGAUAGUUGAACAGUUCAUCAGUAUUCUUAUUAAUUAUUAAUUAAAUAAUAAACAUUUUAUUUUAUUAUAAAAAUGAAGAUUUUACUGUGGAUUCUAGUUUCGGCUUGUUUAGCAGUUGUAGUCAUCUCAAUUUCGGAAGAUCACCAAAAGCUCAAGGACAAGAGAAAAAAGGCUGUUGAAGAAUGCAGAAAGGAAAAUCCAAAUGCAACUGAAGAGGAUUUCAGCGCAUUAAAAGUUAAAGAUGAUCCAAAAACUGAAAUCCAACACUGCCUUUUCCAAUGUGUUUAUGAAAAAGUAGGAAUCUUGAAAGACGGAAAGCUCAAUAAGGAUGAAAUUAACAAAGUGACUGAUAUAAGAAAUAAACACAACGAAACUUUGUUCAAAGAGGAAGACUAUUUAUCUCGAUGGUGCCAAGCAGAAGUUGAAAAAAAUUAUGCAAAGAUUGGUAAAUGUGGAGUUGCAAACGCGUAUCAUUCGUGUGUUGGGAAAUUAAGAGCAACUCGGAAAUCACAUUUGUCAGGUUAAUACCAAUCUCUGUUUCGGACAUUUUUAAAAUGAAUACUCUGCUGUGAACAAGAAUCUCGAGGAAUUGAAGAAAAAUUCGUUCGAUGUGAUUCCUAUACUUUGAUGAAUAUUUUUUUAUGGAACUUUCAUUAUGAACUUAUUGAUAUAAGUAUUGAAUAAGUAUACCUACAUAUUUUAUUAUCUUUGCCAAUAAGCUGUGCUCAUUUAUUGAUAAAACGCUAACCUAUUAAAAUAA
Messenger RNA from Planococcus citri (citrus mealybug), 988 nucleotides. RefSeq lists its product as uncharacterized. The coding region runs from base 301 to 753 and encodes 150 amino acids. Lineage: Eukaryota; Metazoa; Arthropoda; Insecta; Hemiptera; Pseudococcidae. The record is from RefSeq and is a predicted model, not a curated record. Gene Ontology annotation, molecular function: odorant binding. The transcript has 7 exons.